UUAAAGAGUGAGUCUUGGGGAUGUUUCCAGGGGGGGAAAUGGAGGAAAUUUUGUUUGAAAUGAAGCCAAGGAAAAGGGUUCCAAUGAAGGUCUGGUUAACUGCUCAAAGUUCAAUGGGUCUCCUCGUGGGUGGGAAUCACACAUCCUCCAGGUUUUGUACUCGCUAAAUUUCUUUUCUUGCUUUGUGUUGGGUUCAAUUUCUCUUGAUUUCUCAUUUUAGUUGAUAAAAAACUACGAUCUUUCUUUGAUCAAAGAUUGGAUCUGUCUUGCUAUUACUG
Messenger RNA from Theobroma cacao (cacao), 278 nucleotides. The record is from RefSeq and is a predicted model, not a curated record. NCBI's taxonomy places the organism in Eukaryota, Viridiplantae, Streptophyta, Magnoliopsida, Malvales, Malvaceae.